Messenger RNA from Cuscuta campestris, 918 nucleotides. The record is from the annotation of a GenBank genome assembly. Lineage: Eukaryota; Viridiplantae; Streptophyta; Magnoliopsida; Solanales; Convolvulaceae.
CAUCAAAACCGUGUACCACAAGAAGCUGUUAAUGGGGUGAAAAGUAGUAUGGAAAAGGCAAGGAUCACUCCAAUGUUCAGUGCUUUAGAUGUGACCAAUACGGACACUUCGCUUCAACCUGUGCAGAACGCAAUACAUGAAACUGUUAUCUUGCAUGAAAACAAUGUGUCUCUGAACAGUUUCAAGAAUGAGGAAAAAGAUGAAGACAUAUGGUACAUAGAUAAAGGAGCCACUAAACAUGACUGGUAGCUGUUCAUACCUUUUGGAGCUCAAUUAAUAAGUCUCUGGGAAUGUUAGGUUUGGGGACGGCUCGUGGGUCGCAAUAAAGGGAAAGAGCUCGAUUUUGUUUGAAACCAAAUCUAGGGCACAAAAGCUUUUAACUAACAUCCUUUUUUAUCCCCAAACUCCAUAACAUUAUAAGCUCGGGACAAACAAAUAAAUCUGGUUGUAAAAUCUUUGAUGGAUGAAGAUUAUCUAGUCAUGGAUGAAGAUUUCUCGAUAGCUGAUGUAAUCGAGACUUGUGGUUAUCAUUUGGGGUCAAUAAAUGAUGCAGAAUUCAGCUCAGAGAGGAGCAAUGGUACUGCCCAGGUCACAGCUGUCAGUCUCAGGACUGCUGCUUGCGUUAGUCUCAGGAUUGGCAUCACUGGUUCUCCUCAGUCCUAUCAGCCCUCGAUGCCACAAACAGCAACUCCAAACCAGAGAGAAUGUGCCAAGGAGACCCUCUCGAGUGCCUGUGACAGCAGUCAGAUUUAAUGAUUAUCUUAUGAGCUGAAGGAUUGAUCAUGAAGAUCUCAAGCUAGCCAAGGAUGUGGAACCCAAUUCAUAUGAAAAGGCCAAGUGAAGGUCGGAUUGGGUGAAAGCAGUGAAGGAUGGGUUGGAUUCAAUUCACAAAACUAAGACAUGGCAACUCAUUAAUCC